Messenger RNA from Amphibalanus amphitrite, 839 nucleotides. RefSeq names its product fibrillin-3-like. Gene Ontology annotation, molecular function: calcium ion binding. Bases 246 to 665 code for a protein of 139 amino acids. The record is from RefSeq and is a predicted model, not a curated record. Lineage: Eukaryota; Metazoa; Arthropoda; Thecostraca; Balanomorpha; Balanidae. The transcript has 6 exons.
GUGAAUUACGUAAUCCUGCAGAGGGGGCGUGCCCGCUGCGAGAUCGACGGGAAUAAAAGCGCAGAAGACCGGGCGAAACAUGCGACGGUCUUGCCGGAAAGGGGCGUAACGUGACCUCUGACCGGUCAUUUGCCCGCGAGCUAUAACGAGCGGGCCGAAACUGCGGCCGGUUGGUCAGACGGCCGCCGGAGAUCCUGGUCGUGGUACGGCGCUGCUCGACCGUCCACCAAAAUUGAAGUAGCAUCAUGGCAAGAAUCAUCAGGCGGUGGUUGGUUGCGGUCGUGCUGUGCCUGCUCGCGGUCGCCGAGGGUGCCGUCUCCAAGGAGCGGCUGGCGGCGCGCAGCUGGAGCGCCCUGCUAGACGGGCCCGCGGCCGUGGACCUCACGGAGACCGGACAGGUGCUGCCCAGAUUCCGACCUCCAGGUUACGGCCAGGCUCGGCCGUGGUGCCCCGUCGGCUGGCGGUGGAACGGACGCCGCUGCGUAGACGUGGACGAGUGCCGUCAAGCGAACGAGUGCCGCAGCCCGCGGGUGUACUGUCUGAACACUCUGGGCAGCUACCGGUGUCUGUGCCGACCCGGACUGGUCGGCGACUACUACACCGUCGGCUGCAAGACAGAGGAGGAGUACUGCCAGACGCGGUUCAGAGACGCCCCUACACCGUGAAUGAAGAGCACCACCGGCAAAAAGUGCUCCCUGCGGCCUCUGGCCUCUGAUUGGUACAGGGCGGACGGCAAGGACCAAUCAGAGGACAGGACACAGCGCGGACCGGAGUCACGGUGACGUUACGAAUUGUUACGGUGGAAUGAUUUGGUGUAAAUAUACUUAGAUCGAUCAUUA